AGGCCCUCCCCGGCCCGGCAGCCCGCCCGCGGGGAAGCCGUCCCUCCCCGGCCGGGGUGGGGCCUGGCCGUCGCUGCCGCCGCGGAGCUCCUGUAGCUGCUGCUGGAGGCGGCGGCGGCCACGGGUACGUCCCGCAUAUAACCCCGCCGCUCCCCUCGGCGCCGUCCUCACAGCUUUCCGCGGCCGUCUCGGGGACGGCGCUUACUUUGCGCGGCAGCUCGGGCAUGGCUCGGCGCCUUACCCCUGUGAGCUAGUCCCGCGGAGCAGCGCCUCGGACUGAGCUGGCCUCGACUCUGCGGCUUUAUACUGAAGCCUCCUUCCUUCAUCUCUGCUCUUUCCCACUCCGCCUGCUGGAGCUCUGCUCGGGGCAGAAGACACUUUCCCGCCCGCGUGUGCAUAAAACCCGGCUUUCCCUUCCCUCGCUGCACCGUGAUAGCACCUUCCCCGCCUCCUCCCCUCGGGCCGGGCGGGCUCGCACCCCUUCUCCGCCGCUCUCCCCGCCAGCAGCCCGCCGAGGAUGCGGGUGUCGCUGCUGAGCCCGUUGCUCCUGCUCUCACUCAGCGGCAGCCCGGGCGCCGGGGAGCUCUCGGCCGCCCGAGCUAAGUGCCCGACCCGCUGCGAUGUCUCCAAGUGCCCCAGCCCCAGCUGCCCCAGCGGAUACGUCCCCGACCGCUGCAGCUGCUGCCUCAUCUGCGCCGCGGGCGAGGGGGACUCGUGCGGCCGCAAGGAGGACCCGCCCUGCGGGGACAGCCUUGACUGUCGCUACCCCAUGGGCAAGCGCUUCGCUAAGGGCGUCUGCCAGUGCAGGCUGAGCGCCCAGGUGUGCGGCAGUGACGGCCGGACCUACGACAACAUCUGCCAGCUGAAGGCGGUGAGCCGCAAGGCGCUGCAGCACGGCCUGCCCGCUGUCGCCCAGGUCCAGAAGGGAGCCUGUGAAUUCGGUCACCUACAGUCCAGCAGCCCAAGAUACAAAUUCAACUUCAUAGCAGAUGUGGUGGAAAAGAUUGCACCUGCAGUUGUGCACAUUGAACUUUUCCUCAGGCACCCUCUUUUUGGGCGAAAUGUCCCGCUUUCCAGCGGAUCUGGGUUUAUUAUGUCCGAUUCUGGUUUAAUUGUGACCAAUGCACAUGUGGUGUCAAGCACCAAUGCUGUAUCAGGGAGACAACAACUGAAAGUGCAGUUGCAGAAUGGAGAUACCUAUGAAGCAACCAUCAGAGAUAUUGACAAGAAAUCUGACAUUGCAACAAUAAAGAUUCACCCUAAGAAAAAACUACCAGUAUUGUUACUGGGACACUCUGCUGAUCUGAGGCCAGGAGAAUUUGUGGUGGCAAUUGGAAGUCCAUUUGCCUUACAGAACACUGUGACAACAGGUAUUGUCAGCACUGCUCAGAGAGAUGGCAAAGAACUCGGCCUGCGGGAUUCAGACAUGGAUUAUAUUCAGACAGAUGCUAUUAUCAAUUACGGCAACUCUGGAGGACCUCUGGUUAAUCUGGAUGGUGAAGUGAUCGGGAUUAACACCCUGAAGGUCACAGCUGGGAUUUCUUUUGCUAUUCCUUCAGACCGUAUCACUCAGUUUCUCACAGAGUCACAUGACAAACAAAGUAAAGAUGGGAAGAAACGUUUCAUUGGCAUCAGAAUGCUGACAAUAACACCUGCCUUGGUGGAAGAACUGAAACACAAUAAUGCUGACUUUCCUGAUGUCAGAAGUGGAAUUUAUGUACAUGAAGUUGUUCCAAACUCGCCUUCUCAUAGAGGAGGGAUUCAAGAUGGAGAUAUAAUUGUUAAAGUCAAUGGGCGUCCUUUGAUGACUUCCAGUGACCUGCAAGAAGCUGUGAUGAAUGAAUCACCUCUACUACUUGAAGUUCGAAGAGGCAAUGAUGACUUGCUAUUUAACAUUGAGCCUGAAGUUGUUAUGUAAAUAGAAUUGAGGAAGCUCUCACCAUAAUUAAACUCACUUAUUCUGGAACACUAGAUACCUCCUUUACAGCUACAGUAAUAAUACUUCCUGUUGACUAAUGACAAGGUGGACUAACUUAAUUGCCUGAGCCAUUUCUGUACAUAGUAGCUAGAAUGAAUUCAAUUGUGCCAUUUAUAGAUUUAACUCAAGUGAAAUUUAAGAACUGUGUUCUGGGGAGGAAAAUAAAUUUUGGGUAGCUGAUAGCAAUGGGGUCCACUUCCGAUUCCUGCAGGUUCCGAGCAGUUCUCCAUGUCUUUUGAAAGACCAAAAUACAACGGGAAGUGAGGAAGAAUGUCGAAAGGGGAAACUAUUCCUAAACUAGUCAUGGCUGCAGCAGAACCAAGUUAUUGCAAUGCACAGUUGAGCUUUUUUCUUUAUGUCACUUUUUCAAUGUGAACCUAGUAUUGGCAAAGCUUGUAUUUGUUCUUAGUGCUUCUAUGCUACGUGUUAAUGCAGGUAGAUUAAAUCUGUAAAUAUCUGAAAGGAACAAAAAUGGUAUCAGGCUAUAGAGUGUUACACCUAGGUCAUGCAAUUUUGGAAUAUAGUAAAUGAUUCUUAUAGAAUUAAUGCCUUAUUAUACAUAAAUCAAAUCGAUGUGCCGAACAAAGUUAAGUUUGAGAAAGUGCACAGUUUUUUUAAGAAUUUGAUACAAAUUAGUUUUGCAUCUUACUGGUAAGCUUUGCUGUAAAAUUGUUAUACUACUUUUGGCUUGUACUUUGUAUGUUUCUACUGUAAGGAGAAUAAAGUUUACACUAAUGA
This is a messenger RNA of Neopsephotus bourkii (Bourke's parrot), 2716 nucleotides long. RefSeq names its product HtrA serine peptidase 3 (gene HTRA3). Gene Ontology annotation, molecular function: serine-type endopeptidase activity; protein binding. Lineage: Eukaryota; Metazoa; Chordata; Aves; Psittaciformes; Psittacidae. The transcript is spliced from 9 exons. Bases 518 to 1918 code for a protein of 466 amino acids. Gene Ontology annotation, biological process: proteolysis. The record is from RefSeq and is a predicted model, not a curated record. Gene Ontology annotation, cellular component: extracellular region.